AUGGUUCUUGACCGACUCCAACAGUUGACUCACCAAGUCAACGCGACUGCUCCUCCUCCUCAUCCCUUCGACCCCCUCACAGCCAGAGAGAUCGACGCCGCGGUGGCUCUCAUUCGUAUGGAACAUGGCUCGGUCAACUUCAAUGCCGUCACACUAUAUGAGCCUCGUAAGGCUCAGAUGAUGGCUUGGCUAUCAAACCCAGAAACUGCUCCUCGUCCUGCUCGUGCGGCCGAUGUCGUUGCGAUCGCACCCGGCGGCAAGGUCUAUGACGGAAUUGUGAAUUUGGACGAGAAACGGAUCGUGCAAUGGGAACACACUCCGAAUGUUCAACCUCUGAUCACUAUGGAGGACCUGCAGGAGGUCGAAUUUAUUGUACGCAAAGACGCCAAAGUUAUCGAGCAAUGUGGUAUUAUUGGUAUUCCCCCAGAGGACAUGCACAAAGUGUACUGUGACCCUUGGACAAUUGGUUAUGAUGAGCGAUUUGGUACCGAGGUCCGAUUACAACAAGCGCUUAUGUAUUAUCGUCCUCACGUUGACGAUUCCCAAUACACAUAUCCAUUGGAUUUCUGUCCCAUCUUCAAUGCAGAGACGAAGCAAAUUAUCCACAUCGACGUUCCUUCGGUACGAAGACCCCUCAACAAAGCGCCACCAAAUAAUUACCUUCCCGAGGCUAUAGAAAAGGAAGGUGGAUUUCGCAAGGAUAUCAAACCAAUUCACAUCACUCAGCCCGAGGGCGUCUCAUUCGAAGUCAGCAAUCGUACUAUUGAUUGGCAAAAUUGGAAUAUCCAUGUCGGUUUCAACUACAAGGAGGGUAUUGUGCUGAACAACAUUACAUUCAAUGACAGAGGCAAUGUACGUCCAGUCUUCUACCGUCUUUCGCUGGCAGAGAUGGUUGUUCCAUACGGUAACCCGGAGCACCCACACCAGCGGAAGCAUGCCUUCGAUCUAGGUGAGUAUGGUGGUGGAUAUAUGACGAACAGUUUGUCCCUUGGUUGUGAUUGCAAGGGUUCGAUUCAUUAUAUGGAUGCUGCCUUUGUUAAUCGUGCUGGCGCAUCUACUAUCAUCAAGAAUGCUAUCUGUAUUCAUGAGGAAGAUGCUGGUAUUUUAUUCAAGCACACUGAUUUCCGUGAUGAGUCUACGGUUGUGACUCGCGGCCGAAAGUUGAUCAUUUCACAUAUCUUCACUGCUGCUAAUUACGAGUACUGUGUCUACUGGAUUUUCCACCAAGAUGGUACUGUUCAGCUCGAGAUCAAACUCACUGGCAUCUUGAAUACUUAUUCUCUGAACCCCGGGGAGGACACCCAUGGGUGGGGUACUGAAGUGUAUCCCGGUGUCAAUGCCCACAACCACCAGCACCUAUUCUGUUUGCGCGUUGAUCCCAAUAUCGAUGGACCUCAGAACACCAUUUUCCAGGUUGAUGCUGUACAAGGGCCUGGUGAACCCGGGAGCGAAGAGAACCCUUACGGCAAUGCCUUCUAUGCCAAGAAGACAAAAUAUACUACGCCAUUGGAGGCUAUGUCUGACUACAAUGCAUCCACAACUCGUACCUGGGAAAUGGCAAACACGAACAAAAUCAACCCUUACAGUAAGAAGCCAGUCUGCUAUAAGCUUGUCAGCCGCGAAGUUCCUCCUCUGCUACCAAAGAAGGGCAGUCUGGUCUACAAGCGUGCUGGAUUUGCCCGCCACGCAGUGCACGUUACUAAAUAUUCUGAUGACGAAAUUCAUCCGGCCGGGCGGCACGUCCCUCAGACCUCUGGUGAACCAUCGAAUGGAUUACCAGCUUGGAUAGAAGCUGCCGGGCCUAAUUGUUCCAUUGAAAAUACGGAUAUUGUCUUAUGGCAUACUUUUGGGUUGACACAUUUCCCCUCGCCAGAGGAUUAUCCGAUUAUGCCCGCAGAGCCUAUGACACUUCUUCUUCGCCCUCGCAAUUUCUUUGAUCGAAAUCCCGUUCUUGACGUUCCACCUAGCUAUGCACGAUCCCCAUCACAGAUUUUAUCUGGAAAUAGUGAUUGUGGGUGUCAGAAAAAUGAUGGAUCUAGUAUUUUAGUUUGA
Messenger RNA from Penicillium angulare, 2052 nucleotides. RefSeq names its product peroxisomal copper amine oxidase. Gene Ontology annotation, biological process: amine metabolic process. The record is from RefSeq and is a predicted model, not a curated record. Gene Ontology annotation, molecular function: primary methylamine oxidase activity; copper ion binding; quinone binding. The transcript has 3 exons. The coding region runs from base 1 to 2052 and encodes 683 amino acids. Lineage: Eukaryota; Fungi; Ascomycota; Eurotiomycetes; Eurotiales; Aspergillaceae.